This is a messenger RNA of Oncorhynchus mykiss (rainbow trout), 2184 nucleotides long. Its product is annotated as type-1 angiotensin II receptor. Gene Ontology annotation, molecular function: C-C chemokine receptor activity; C-C chemokine binding; angiotensin type II receptor activity. Lineage: Eukaryota; Metazoa; Chordata; Actinopteri; Salmoniformes; Salmonidae. The record is from RefSeq and is a predicted model, not a curated record. Gene Ontology annotation, biological process: G protein-coupled receptor signaling pathway; calcium-mediated signaling; neutrophil chemotaxis. Gene Ontology annotation, cellular component: external side of plasma membrane; membrane.
AUAUGUGUGUGUGUGUGUCAGCUGGUCAUCUCAUUGGUCCAGUGGAGUUGAAUCAGGAGCAGCAACGUUCAUCACUGGAACUGAGGAGGUUUCUAUCUCUCUAUUCCUCUACUAUAUCCCUCGCUCCUUAUCUCUGUGUCUCCCUCCUUAUCUCUAUCCCUCGCUCCUUAUCUCUGUGUCUGCCUCCUUAUCUCUAUCUCUCGCUCCUUUUCACUGGGUCUCCCUCCUUAUCUGAGUCUCCCUCCUUCAGAUUUCUCUCCUUCUCCGAAGCAUCGGCAGCCCACCGGUUCAAAUCCACAGGACUGACGGAGGCCCUAUAUCGUAUUUGUCCCCCAGACUGACCCGUCCGUCCGUCCGUCCGUCAACCAUCCCCUCUUUGACCUCCCCCCCCCCCCCCCCGUGGAGCUGUUAAACCUGAUGAUGGAGAACUUUACGGCUGUCGGAGCAUCGACCACAGAGACAGAAGGUAUCCAUCUGAACUGCAGCAUGUCCGGGAGGCACAACUUCAUCUUCACCCUGAUCCCGGUAGUGUACGGCUGUAACUUUGUCAUCGGCAUGGUGGGGAACAGCAUGGUGGUGGCGGUCAUCUACCGUUACAUGAAGCUGAAGACAGUGGCCAACGUGUUCGUCCUCAACCUAGCCAUCUCAGACCUUACCUUCCUGAUCACCCUGCCCAUGUGGGCCACCUUCACAGCCACAGGCUACCAGUGGCCCUUCGGUGGGUUCCUGUGUAAGGCCAGCGCUGGCCUGGUUAUGUUCAACCUCUACAGCUCCAUCUUCUUCCUCACCGCGCUCAGCAUCGACCGCUACCUGGCCAUCGUCCACCCGGUGAGGUCGCGGCAGCGCCGUACUGUGCUCUACGCCCGUAUCACCUGCGUCCUGGUUUGGCUCUUCGCCCUCCUGCUGUCCGUCCCCACGGCCCUGACCAGAGACCUGAUGCACAUCACCAACUACAACAUCACCACGUGUGGCGUGCUGCACCCCGAGGGCUCCAGGCACCUCCUCCUCAUCAUCAGCCUGAUGAAGAGCAUCCUGGGGUUCCUUGUUCCCUUCCUCAUUAUCAUAUCAUGCUACUGCCUGAUUGGUCAAGCCCUGGUCAGGGCGAGGAGCAUCCAGAAGACCACCCGGUCGAGAGACGAUGAGGUGUUGAGGAUGCUGGCGGCGGCUGUCCUGGCCUUCUUCCUGUGUUGGGUGCCUCACCAGGUAUUCCACUUCAUGGAGCUCCUGGCCCAGCUAAAGGUUAUAACGAACUGUGUGAUGGUGGACGUCAUCGACACGGCCAUGCCCUUCACCAUCUGCAUCGCAUUUCUCAACAGCUGUGUCAACCCCAUCCUCUACGGCUUCGUGGGACAGAACUUCAGGAAGAACCUGGUCCUACUGCUCCGCUGCUCCCCCGCUGGCCUGGCUGGGACACAUCCCUCCAUCAUCUCUAAGAUGUCCACCCUGUCCUACCGCCCCUCUGAGGCCCUGCACCUCACCAACAAGAACAAUGUCUGAUGUGAGGAGGGAAGGAGUGUGUAGCUGUGUAAUUCCUUGGCUCUUCUGGUUGUGUCAAGUGAGGAGUAUGAAGGAAUACACAUUGUGGAUGCCUCCCAAAUGGCCCCCUAGUCCCCUAGGCCCUUUGGGCCCUGGUCAAAAGUAGUGCACUAUAUAGGGAAUAGGGUGCAAUUUGGUACACAUCCCCAACUGUUAUACCAAGCACUGAACCGUGGUUAGAAGUUGUACCGUAGAACUGUAGAGAAAUACAGGUAGAAUUAUUAAAUACUGAGGGAAUGUUCCUUUGUGUCUGAAUCAUAUGAGUUGAGUCCAUGGGACAGAUUCGUUCACUGCCUUGUACAACAUACAGCAGAUGUGCAUGGUUAGCUAACAGAUUUCAUUGUAAUGCAGCUUUAGAACAAAACAGCUGCGUUAUUUCUGUUUAAAUACUGAUGUGAAAUACUAUUACUGUACUUUGGUAUUCGUGUUUUUUUUGUUGUCACACAGGUACAUAGAUAUGUAAGCAGGAGCAUACAUACAGUAUUUAUACUGCACAUUCAGUAAAUGUUAAAUUUGAAUAUACUGUAGCUGAGAUUAAAGUGAUGAGUGAGAAAGUUACUGAUGUAGAAAUAUCAUACCUCUCACCAUUACAAUAACAGGGGAGGUUAGCAUUUUAUAUCAUACCCCCAAGACAUGCUAACCUCUCAC